GAAAAUUUGUGGAUGUCGGGCGUCUCUGAAUUCUACUGAAAAUCUUGGGGAAAUCUAUAUUUAUCAACACUCGAAUGAAAAAUGAGAGAUAUCAUCCACAACUCUGUGUCAUCGCAAUCUUUUCUUCUUCUAAUCAAAUCGUAGACUCACAAAUUAAGAUGAGCUUCCUAUUGGUCAUCUGUGUCAGUACCCUUGUUUUAUCCACCUUUAAUUUCUCACCUACAUCCCAAUAUCUUAUAGCAGAAACCGAUAGGUUAGCCUUACUUUCUUUCAAAGCCAAAAUAAACGACCCACUCGGGAUAUUAAGUUCGUGGAAUGAAUCGUCUCACUGCAGUAAUUGGACAGGAAUUACAUGUAGUCGUCGGCACCCAAGCAGGGUCACUGUCGUGGAUCUAGAAUCCCUGAACUUGGGAGGUCCUAUAUCUCCAUAUAUAGGAAAUCUGUCGUUCUUAGAAGAGCUCCACCUUACAGAAAAUCACUUCACUGGCGAAAUUCCUCAAGAAAUUGGUCAGUUAUCCAGAUUAAAAAAGUUAGUCUUAUCCCUUAAUAAUAUAUCUGGCAGUAUUCCACCCCAACUUUAUAACAUCUCCUCCAUCACUGUUUUUGCUGUAACCGACAAUUUACUUCAUGGAUACAUUCCACCCUAUAUCGGAAAUACUCUCCCUAACCUCCGUGUAUUUUUAAUAGCGAAUAACAGUUUCCAUGGCAUGCUACCAAAAUCGCUAUCCAAUCUUUCUGGAUUGGAUGUACUACUAGAUGUCUCUUUGAAUCACUUCACUGGACCUGUACCGACCAAUUUGUGUAGCUUGCAAGAUCUCACAUAUCUAAAUCUUGAAUCUAAUCGUCUUGGAACCGGUAAAGUGGAUGACCUUAGCUUUUUGGAUUCAUUAUCAAAUUGCAGUCACCUAGAAGUCCUUUCCUUCUGUUGUAAUAAAUUUUCCGGGAAACUACCGAAUUCCAUAGCCAACCUCUCGACAAAGCUUACCCGUUUAAACUUGGGAGGAAACAAGAUAUUCGGAGAAAUUCCAAGUGGAAUUGAAAACCUUGUCAGCCUAAACAGAUUAAGCAUGCCAGCUAAUCGACUAACAGGAAGUAUUCCAGAUUCUUUAGGAAAGCUAACUAAUCUGUUGGAAGUUGCCCUCUGGGAUAACCAACUCUCUGGACACGUUCCAGCAAACAUCUGCAGCAAUACACAAUUAGAAAGAUUAUUUUUGGAUAACAAUAGAUUUGAAGGUACCAUUCCGCCAAGUCUUGGCAACUGCAGCAAUCUGAAAAUAGUGGGACUUUCUAUGAAUCAACUUGUAGGUACUCUUCCUAAACAACUGAUUGGUCUUUCUUCACUGUCAAUGCAGCUUAAUUUAUCUUGGAAUCACUUGACUGGUAAUUUACCUUCAGAAGUCGGUAACUUGGAAAGGAUUAUCAACCUCGACCUGUCAAAUAAUCAAUUAUCUGGGGAAAUUCCAAGCUCUUUAGGAAAUUGUCUAGGCUUACAAAUACUUAAUCUUAAUGGAAAUUUAUUCGAAGGCAUUAUUCCUCCAUCAUUGAAGAGUUUGAAGGGAAUUGUGAACUUGGACAUAUCAAGCAAUAACUUGUCCGGUCGAAUUCCUGAGUAUUUGGAGUCAUUUGCUUCCCUCGUGUAUCUUAAAAUAUCUUACAAUGACUUUGAAGGUGAAUUACCAAACCAAGGAAUUUUCAAGAAGUUAAGUGCAUUUGAAGUCCGCGGAAAUAAAAAGCUUUGUGGAGGAACUCCUAGACAGCAUUUACCAAGUUGUCCACGACCGCCUGGAUCUGGAAAACAAAGUAAGCGAUUCCCUCUGAAGAGACUGCUUCUAAUAAUCUUCGGAACUGUUUUCUGCCUAAUUUUCCUGGGUUCCCUUUUCAUCUGGUUUUGGAGGAAAAAAACAGCAAUGAAACGUUCCUCUUCAUCUUCAGAAGAUCUUGUCAGUAAUAAGUUUCAGAAGGUUUCAUACAAAGAGCUUCUUAAAGCAACAGAUGGAUUCUCUGCAGAAAAUUUAGUUGGAGUCGGAAGCUACGGAUCUGUUUACAAAGGAUUAUUAAUGGUAAAUCAGGAGAUAAAAGUUGUUGCAGUAAAAGUACUAGAUCUUCAAAGACGGGGAGCAUCAAAAAGUUUCAUAGCUGAAUGUGAUGCAAUGAGAUGCAUUCGCCAUCGAAAUCUCGUGAAAAUAUUAACUUCUUGUUCUAGCAUUGAUUUCAAAGGAAAUGAAUUCAAAGCUCUUGUUUCGGAAUUCAUGCCAAACGGAAAUCUUGAGCACUGGUUGCACCCGACAGAAAAUCGCGAACAACUUCAGUGGUCAUCGAGGAGAUCGCUUAGUUUUAUGGAGAGGCUAAAUGUAGCCAUUGAUGUUGCAUCUGCAUUAGAUUAUCUUCAUCAGCAUUGUCAGACACCAAUAGUUCACUGUGAUCUAAAACCAAGUAAUGUUUUACUCGAUGAUGACAUUAACGCUCGUGUUGGUGAUUUCGGACUCGCUAAGUUUCUAGGUGGAGUAAUCAUCAAUGUUGAAUCUGAGCACCAUACCAACAGUACUUCCGUCGGGAUAAGGGGCUCAAUUGGUUAUGCUGCUCCAGAGUAUGGAAUGGGUAGCGAGGUCUCGACUAAUGGAGACGUUUACAGUUACGGGAUCAUGGUGCUAGAGAUGUUUACUGGAAAGAGUCCCACGGAUGACAUGUUUGCAGAUGGUUUAAGCCUGCAUACCUUUGCUAAGACAGCUCUCCGCCCAGAUCGUGUAAUGCACAUCGACCCAACAAUGACACUUUCUCAUAUCCGCGAGGAAGGUAAUGAUAGCAACAAUGAAAUUCCGAUCAAUGGAGAGAGUGAGGCCAAGUUAUGCGAGGCUUUGACAGGGAUUAUCAACCUUGCGAUCUUGUGUUCUGUUGACUCACCCAAUGAACGGAUGGAAAUGGCACAGGUUGUCAAAGAGUUGCAAUCAAUCAAAUCUAUAUAUCUGUCGAGUGUGGUAUCCCAGUAAAGUACCGAGUGGAUGGGAGUGGUUAGCAGCCAAUAGGCGAUCAAUAAAUUGAAAGUUUCCUCUUUGGGAAAAAGAUAUAUAUAAUUGAAGAGAUGCAUGAACCUAAUCUAUGCCUUCCUUAAUACAGUUUUGAUUAGCAAGAGAUUGUUAUUCAGUAUUACAAUAAAUUCUUAAAAUGUUGUAAAAUUACAUGGAAUGAAAAAUUGUCUAACUAUCAUUUUAUUUUG
This is a messenger RNA of Papaver somniferum (opium poppy), 3214 nucleotides long. Its product is annotated as probable LRR receptor-like serine/threonine-protein kinase At3g47570. The transcript is spliced from 2 exons. NCBI's taxonomy places the organism in Eukaryota, Viridiplantae, Streptophyta, Magnoliopsida, Ranunculales, Papaveraceae. Gene Ontology annotation, cellular component: plasma membrane. Gene Ontology annotation, molecular function: protein kinase activity; ATP binding; protein binding. Bases 75 to 2987 code for a protein of 970 amino acids. Gene Ontology annotation, biological process: protein phosphorylation; hormone-mediated signaling pathway. The record is from RefSeq and is a predicted model, not a curated record.